Molecule: messenger RNA, 17202 nt
Organism: Pocillopora meandrina
Lineage: Eukaryota; Metazoa; Cnidaria; Anthozoa; Scleractinia; Pocilloporidae
Source: the annotation of a GenBank genome assembly
AUGAGAAGAUCACUAAAGCAACUUGUUCCAGUUGUCUUCAUGAUAGCCAUUUUGAGGGAAACUGAUUCAUCAUUGUCAUUUGCUGAUGGAUGUAACCAAACAAAUGCUGCUGCUCAGCAGAUAGCCCACCGUUUGCACGAGGUUUUCGAGAAAAACCUUGGUUUUAACCGUCUUCAAAGCUUAUACGAUUCUCUUUCCUGUGUUAAUCAAACCACUGAUGUUAAAAGGCUGCUGAACAGUAUAACUGAUCCUGCAGCUGCUCGGCUUAAUGCCUCUGUAAAGUUCCUACAGGAGCUUAGUGCUACGCUGCAUCAGUUGUCAAGUAAGACCCAUCAUGAAAACGUUACUGAAUGUUGUAAGUAUUUGAACGGCACCAGCGUCACAACCUUCUUCAGCGAAAGACUUCGAUCUUUGGUGGAUACAACUACUGGCUGUUCUAUCAAACAUUCGGCUUUAAGUGGCGAACGUGAAAGCUUUAUCCUCAACACUGAGUUGUCAAAAAGGUUCAAAGACAACUUUAAAGGGUCGCCAGUGGUUGCAUGGCAAUAUUACGGUUCCAUAGACGGAGAAUACGUCCAGUACCCUAGAAACACACGCCAUUGUGAAGGCACCUCUUCAGCACAGUUUGAUCCACGGUUUAAGUAAGUUGAGUAAGAAAGAAAUCAGCCUACAAACAUAAAGGUGCCAUCUUACGCAUCAAUGGAAUUUCAUUUUAUCUGCCAACCGAAAGGUAGCGACACUUUAUUAUAAUGCUACCGUGGCGCCCCCUUGCACAUGCCUCUUGUGCACCACACUUUCAUAAUUAUAUAAUCUGUUUAUUUGCAUUUACAAAAAUAACACAUGUUAACAAUUUUAAAAAGACUUUAAAACUUAUACCGAACGAGCGAAAGGAUAUCAGAAAGGGCAUCGGAGACAAUUCCUUCAAGAAAAUAGAAAAACAAGGAAAUAAAAGAGAACUAGCGUUUUUCAGCGAAAAAUUUGUACUGAGUCUCCUUGAAUCAUUCUUACAAUGCACACUGUAACAUAAUUAAGUCAAUUUUAGCAUUUGAUGGUAGGAAUUCAUUCUGACAUUCAGAUCAUGGUACGUGGAAACAGCAUCUCCUGUUAAGAAAAAUCUUGUGAUCAUUGUUGAUCGCAGCGGCUCCAUGUCAGGUUUGAGAAUGCUUUUAGCCAAAGAUGCCGCUGUCACAGUGCUUGACACCCUGUCAGCUCAGGACAAUGUAAGUCAAAGACAUUUUGGCACGGGAUUCAACUUUUCCCUCUUUUACUGUUGCCGUUGUUUUCCGCUAGGUCGGCAUCUUGGCAUUUUCCCACCUGAUAAAGACCCCAUCUGGAUGUUUCGGAGCCACAGUUGCGAAAGGAAUCCCUGCAAAUUUAGCUAAGAUGAAGCAGUGGACCCGGAAACUCACGGCGUUCGGUAGGAAAGUUUUCUCCCUAAAUGUGACUUUCAAAUGUGACAAAAAUAUAACAGAGAUACCCGUAAAACUCACAUACCUUAUCAUGGGACUGUUAAAGUAGGAUUCAAGAUGACUCAGAGAUAGGCUUUUCUUGUUCGUUUUGUCUAGUAUGGUCCAGGUAAAAAUAGACAAGGCCCGUUUAAAUCAUAAGAAAUAUCCUCAUAAAGAUUUUAACAUUUAUUUUAUUCCAGGAAUCAUGAUUGUUUUAAUGAGACGUUCUUCUUUUCCAGGAUCAACUUAUUACGCGAAAGCCUUCAAAAGCGCCUUCAAAAUGUUUGAAAAUGUCACAAGGCAGGUAAUGAAAAGGAAUGUGCGUUUCUUUUAAUAACUUACUCGAUUCCGCGGAAAGUUGGGAAGCUAUUGCUUACUCUACAAUUAACUCUCUUUUACGUGACUAUCCUCCAUGAAGGAAAGAUCGGUCAGAAGAAUGAGUCGAGAACUUCGUGCACACGUCAACUAUCAACAUUCAUUGCAUCGUCGAUCACAAUUAAUAACACAUACAAAGCUUCUUUAAGAAAGACUCAUACUACAUGCAACAUAUCAAGUAAGCUACUCGCCCAUUUUUCCCUUUUUUUUCAAAUAAAAUUAGUUUACCUAGACAAACUUUCAAUUUCCCUAUGAAAUCCAGAAUUAUCGAAUAUUUCAGUUGUUAAGUGGACACGAACGUAGUGAUUCGUGUAGUUGGUGUGAACAUCCCCUUCACUUCUUACCCGAGAAACAAAACUGGAGAAUUUGUUUAAUUUCUGACCACGAGAGUGGUCGACGUCGCUUAACAAAUUUGAGCAUUGUUUUGCCCAUGAAAGAGAAUUUUAAACAAUAUUUGACUGUGAAACAAAACGACUUUCUUCAAAGUGAUGUAGUUAAGAGAGUGCUGAUUGUAUUACUCUGGUUUAAUUUAAGCCUGAUCAUAAGUUUUGCCUCUAAGCUUUCAGGUUCACAUAGUAUCCAAAAUAUUUAUAUCGACUAGCAUAUAUUUUGUCUAUGAUGACAACAAAGCCAAAACGUUUCGCGGGAAGGCUCUUUUGCAUUACAGGGUAAUCCUUAUAUGUUGGUUAUGGAAGAAUGCGUUCAGUGACUGGAUUAUCCGCACAGGAGAAUUGGUAUUUUUGCAAAUUAAAAAAAAAUUCAAACAACAUAGGCAUGCGUAUGAAACAUGAUAUAUUCCGUGACAUUUAAUAAGAACUCCUCACCGAAGAUCGACUAAAAUCCAGUGGACCAAACCAUACAGUGUAUGUACGGCAAUCUGUUAUUUUUAACCAUUUCUACAGGGAUCUGGAAGAACUAACAUCAUCUUGUUUUUAACGGACGGGAAUCCAAGUGACGCUGAAGCAGGAAUCUAUCAAGCAAUCGAUGAAGGACAGGCUUCAAUGGUUUGUAAUUUUGCUUGAGUAUCACUAACACGAAUCUUUUAAGGGCUUGCAGCAAACUAGCUCAUAGCGAGCUUACUUAUCUGUGUUUUAUCAAAGACAAAUCGAGCUUCUCUGUUCAUUUACAACAGGAAUCGAAAGACUUCCGGACAGUUUUAAGAUUUUCUAAAUAAAAGAUUUAAUUUCAAAUUAAACUGUUCAUUUGGGCCGCGGCAAUUGAAAAAAUGUCCUCUUUUUGAUGGUAGGACUAACCGAAUAUUCCGAAAACCACUAGCCCUGCGUUGAACACUCAGCUGAGUUUAGAGGUAUCAUCUACUGAAAAUCCCAUUUUUCUUUUCAGAACCACACAGUCCAAAUUAAUACGUACGCUCUCGGCACUGGCCUCUCGCAUAAAAGUCUUCAAAGAUUGAAAACUAUCGCAUACAACAACAGCGGUGUAUUUGUUGAAAUAAGCGACCAGAGGGAAGGGGUACUAAAACGAAUAAUGGGCAGCUACUACACAUCAAUAAACAUACCGAUUGGUCAGAAAGCCCGGAUUUCUGACCCUUUCAUGGACUCAAAGCUAGGGCUCACAGUAACAGUAUCUGUUGCCCUGAUUCACAAUGAGUCAUUUAAAGGAGUCCUUGCACUUGACCUUCCUCUGGAUCGCUUGUUCAAAGAAGCCCUCCGUGCGUCUUCCAAUGCCCAGUCCUAUGCCAUACUCGUGAACAAAGAAGGUAACUCUCCAAGUUUUUAAAGAUAUGUUUUCAUUUCCAGGUUGUUCAAUUGAGAGACUCAUGGACCAAGGUAUCUUUGAAUCUAUCGAAUGACUUCACAUAGUAGUUGUCGUGGCUCAAAGUAUUGUCAUUUUACAGGGGCGGAUCCAGGAUUUUUCUUAGGAGGGGUUGUAACACCAAGGAAUGAAGGGACUGAAGGGUGACGUAAACAAAUUUUAAACAAAGCGAAAACGAAGAAGAAGUCUUGUGACUUUGCAAUAAUAUAAUGUACAACGCUGAGAAUACAAAGAAUUUUGGCAGCGUUCAAUACAAAUUUUUAUUAAUCUAGUCUUAUGUUCUACUUCAAAACCAUUGAACCACAGGCUGCGUUUUGUCAUUUCUAUUUUUUCUCCUUUUUUUUCGAAAAAUACUGGCUCAGUUGGUUGAGCAUUGCACCAGCAUCGUAGAGGUCAUGGGUUCAAUUUCCAAACCUCAUUUUCAAUACUGCUUAGUAGAGUUCAAUACUGCGAGGGUCGCUUUCACUCGAUGUUAGUUAUAUUAGAAAGCCGGUGUCAUCUAAGGGAGAGGUGUGUACCGGUACCCCCUACACCCCUCCCCAAGAACUGAUCAGAUAUAUCAAAAAGCUCUCAAUACUAACAGAUACACAGUAGAGUCCCUUUAAGAACAAAUGCAUCAAAGAAAUAUUUUAUUCCAGGUCGGACAAUUUUGCACCCAUCCCUCCCGAGUCCGACUGACACCACUAGUAGCCGCUCGUUUUUGCCGCUUUCGUUGUUUGAGGCCAGCCUCCCUGAUGACAUCAUAUCAAACAUAACCCAUGGAGGGUCUGGUGAACAGUGCUACGAAGUAAAUUAACUUUUGAUCAUUUCUCUGUCAGUUUUGCUUCUUGGAGACCCAUAGUGUAAUAUACGGGAUAUAUACGAAGUCUAGAUCCAGAAUAAUCAAAAGUCAUUAUGCCCCAAAGUAAAAACGAAAAGUUCGGCUGUUUGCACGUUCAAAACAUGACUAUGGAGAAAACAUAUAAAUACAGAACGACUGAAAAAAAGAUUCCUGACUCACAGGAGAUCUGUAGCUCCACAAGUUGGAUCAGGCAGAUUGCUAACGUUAAGGAAAAAAUUAAAGUUUAGUAAACUUCUAAAACUUCCCGCCAUAGCAUCUUAAGGUAUUCUUGCCUUAACCAGAAUUUUUAUCAAUUACUCCCUGUACACUAUAAUACUGAAUAUCAUUUAGCGACAGCAUAUAUUAAAAUGUCACCGUAACCACUCGUACAAAUUCGUGGGGAAAAGCGAUCGGCUUGAAAAACGUAACAAAGUACAAAGUAGAUGUACAAAAAAUUUCUCUAUUUUCAUUUCGCUGGUUUUUAUGAUAAGCAUACAAAACUUACAAAAGUGCCUUUAUCUCAUAACGGUUAUUGCUGACUUGUGUCAUUUCAGGCUGGGUUUCCUGUGUUACUUGGAGAUCGGUCCACAGAUGGAACCCAUAUCUUCUACAGAAAUGCUACUUACAUCUGGAAACCUGUCAGAAAAAAUGCUUAUUACAUUGUCUUCGUGGUAGCUGAUGGACAGUCCAUUAAAACCGACUUUACAUCUGUAAGUUUGGAGCCUGUUUUGUUUUGAUUUUCAUUGCGAACAGUGAGAGCAAAUGUACAAGUAGACUGAAGGAUGAAAAUCACUGGUUAGUGGAUCAACCUGUCGAGCAAAGGAGCUUGAGAGAUAAAUCAAUAGACUGCAUCACUAAUUAUGAAUUAUGAGUGACAGAAGUCUUUUCAAUGAAGUCUGCAAAUCAGAUUUCACUAUUUUUCCAACAAUUAUUUGUCUUCUCAUCAAUGGUAGUUCUUAUUUCAUCAUUGUGAUUUGAAAACUCUUUUGUUUACCGUAGUUCAAACUUACGAGGAAUAACUCACCAUCGCUUUACCAUCGAUUGGAUUUGUGGAGGAAUAUUUCCGAUUCUUAUCCCAGUGGAAUUUGUAGUUCAAAAGAAAGUCUACUGAUUUCUUCAACGUCCUCUUCUGUUAAGGUAUUCUAUGGGUCUCCUCGCAGUACAAUCUGCUCCUAUGGAAUACCUAAGAGUCAGAUGAAUGUAGUAAUUUUAGAAUGAUUGUUGUAAAAAUCUGUGGAAGAUUGAUACAGCAAGCGAAAGCUAAUGGUGGUCAGUGUGGCACCCUUUUAACUCUCUCCACUAACCGAGCCGGUCUGUAACAGUCUAAUGAGUUCUUUGUAAAUCACUUCUCAAAAAUAGUUAAUGCUUCAAAAAUUACUGAAAUAUUUAGAGUCAUUCUGUCCAUUACCAAUGAGGCUUAAAAUCAAAAGCGUUUAUUUCUUUCUGAAAUAAUUUGAUCGUUGAGGGAGCCAUUGUUGUACUGGAUAACCAUUUCUGUUUUAACUUAUUUACCAUCAUAGCUUCACUUUGUCGCAAAUAAAUGAGCUUUUCGGUAUGUCACAAGUGAACCUAGAUAUUUUUUCGCAAGUACAACUCAGUUGUUUUAUUAUUAAUCCACAUGUAAAAUUCUUUAUUCCAGAUUUCUCCAGAAGCAUUUAAUGAUUCUGAUGAAUUCAUCUACAAUACAGAAACAAUCAGAGAUGUGCAAAAUAUCCAACGGUUUUUCAAUGAAAAUGUCCCUCACGUUCGUUUCAAAGGUCUGAGGACAUUUUUCUAAGUGUUUAAAAAUAAGUAUUUAUAGUUAUAAUUACGGUUAACGAGUCAAUCCCUAAGAGAAACCGGCAUCUCAUUUCUUUCUAUAGUAUUACUCUUGAAUAAAAUAGAAAGAUUAUGAGAAUUAAGAAAAUAAAAGGGUAAUAGUCAUUUCCCAGUUUGUUACAGCUAUAGCACCUUGGAUAUAGAGGAUAUAACAUGGCCGCGCGGGUAAACGAAUUCUAUCUUCGAGUGCUGAAAGUAUCUCUCACGAGUGAGCUCAGCGAACGAAUGAGAGAUACUUUCAGCACGAGAAGAUAAAAUACGUAUCCCCAAGCGGCCAUGUAAUGUUCUGUUUAUUCUAUAGAUACUGCUGAAAUUCAUACAUGAAAAACAAUUUUUUUUUAUUCAUUUUCGCGCGCCUGAGUGGGAGGCUCUCUUGUAAUUGGCUAAUCAUGUUAGUAACCAUGGCGACACCAAUAUCCUCACACGUGAGAGAUAAAAAUAGUAUCUUCACUGCGCGCGAUGAAGAUAUGAUUUUUUAGUAAAAGGAAAAAUCCUGGUAUUUCAUCAGUAUCUAUAUAAUAAAAAUUCUUUACUCAUAGGCCUUAGUGAAGCAAUCCGUGCAGAGGUGAUGAUGACAUCAGAAUUGGAGGACUUCUGGAAGAGAGCCGAAUUAACAAACCAGUACUUAGUUACCUGGAGGUAAGGUUUUUUUAUUUCUUUUGCCUUGUUUUUUAUUUCUAAUUUUCAUUUUUUGGAUAAGACGGAAAAAACGAAUACAUAUUAUUCAAACAUUCAUUUUCAGAUUUGUUGGAACACAACAAGGAGUAUUAAGAACGUUUCCUGGUAUUCGGUUGCAAAAGACAUAUUCUCACCUACAGCAAUCUUGGUGAGUAAAGCUUCUCAGUGGUACAGAACAACAGGACAAGAUCCAUUCAUGUCUAUAACGUCAUGUUGAAUAAGUUUGAUGUAUUUAAUGAGCCUGUAGUUAAACUUAUUAUGAGGACAGUGAUAGUUUUGUUCUGCAAUACUUAGAUAAUCAACACGUUGUUAACAUUUAUCCAUUCAAACCGGGUCCCUUUUUCUGACCAAUACCUUGAAAGAACUUAAGCUGACAAGGAUUUGAAUGAUUGAAAUUCAUCAAUAAAUGAGAACUAGAUUAAAUUAGACACUGUUUAUCUAAACGCUGUCUUUCAAAUAUUGUAACUGUGGCAGGUAUAGGCAAGCAUCUUCAACGCCUGAGAUGAUGGUUGUGUCACUGAGAAAUUCAGCUUACCAGCAGGAUAAAGUGUUAAGCUUAAGUAAAGCUAUUCCCAGGACAAGGUAUGGUAAUUAAACAUCCAAGGUUAUGAAUAACGGUAUCAUUAUUUUCUGAAAUUACGUUUGCUUUACACCGCUGAGCUCGCUACCAACCGGCUUACUUAUCAGAGCCGGGCUUACAAGUACCAGGGACGUAUACGUAGUUGAGAUAACAAGUUACAACAAUCUUUUCCUUUAUGUCAAUAAAAUGUGUGUAAUUUAUUAUUUCAAAGGAAUUGAGUUCACCUAUCAUUUAGGUAUAUACGUUGAGAACAUUGUUAAUGCUGAAUCCUUAGGAAAAAAUUAAAACACGAGUGGAUCGUAUGGCUGUUCUGUUUUCUGUUUUCACUGUGCAGCAGUGCAGGUGUCCAGUUCGGCGACAAUCAAGCGCGAGAUGUGCUGGCCGUCAUGGGAAUGGAAAUGACCAAACACGCCUUUGUGCAGCUCAUUGCUGAAAAGGCAAGUAAAUCUUUACAUGAUGCGCCGGUCUUUCUAAAGAAAGUAUAGGAACUGUUGUGGCACCUACUUCACAUAACCCGAAAUUUACCAGAAAUUUAAUUUAAGCUGGGUAAAUAAGGGAAGAAUUGGAAGGAGUGCAAAAAUUAAAAAAAAUUAAAAUAUAAAAUUAAGAAAGACACCGGCACCAUAAACGAUUAUUUCGGUCCAUUGUUUACCACUAGCAUCAUUACUGCAUUGCAGGUUGGUUUUGAAAAAGAUUGUGGCGAAGAAUGGUACAUCGUCGAACGGAGUGGGUAAGAGUUGAAGUCAUACUUUUUUCAUGGCCAUUUUCUUGCUUGCUGCGACACAAACAGACAAAGUAAAAUUCAAUGUUCCCCAAAAAGGAAGUAACGAGAAUAAGCUGGAGCAGAGGUUGAAUAAUGUUUUAAUUAAUUUUGCUGUUAAUUUUCUCUUUAAGCAACAGGGAACCUUUUUCGUUUGUAAAUAGUGUUGUCUAAACAAAUGCUUCAUGCGGCCCAGCUGCAAAUUUGGACGUGGUGCUUAAUAGGGAAUUUACAGUUCUGUGGCGAGAUGUAAAAUUUAAGUCCGUUUUUAAAGCACAAGUUUGUCGCGCUCCGACACUGCAUCUUUGGGACAAAAUGACACGCUUUUCGACUUUACGUUUCAGACAGAUUAUGAUGAACCUCUCUCGUUCCACUAGUCUGAAAACUCACAAGGGGCAUUUAACAGACGUUUUCCCUUGGCUGGCGAGUCAGUUAAUCAAAAAGGACAAAAAUUUGAAGGUGCUUUAAUUAAAAUGUUGAUGCAUGAGUUACAACCCUGUCGGUAUCAUAGCACUUAAAAAGAGGGAAUAUCAGCAAAACAGAUAAAUCAUUCAAUAACAUCAUUCCCCUGUACAGGUAAAAGCAUAACUAAUUAGGCGAAAAAUUGAUGUCGUGCAAAGCAAGUGGGAAGAUUAUAUGAGAAUGACGAUGGAUGGAGAUGUUAUCAGCGAAUAACACGCCAAGGGCUCACAGCAGGAGUCGAACCGACGACCCUUCGAUUUUUACUUCGGACGCCCUACCAUUGAGCUUUAGGAGACUCAUGACAAGCUAGGCCGUUUAACUAGGUCCACAAAGAACAACUUCCUCCAUACUGCAAGGAUAGGAAUGUUAAUAUGUAAUACUUAUGCAAAAUUAUAAUUCAAAUGAAGGUGGUAAAUUUUAAGCCUGGUGAUUUAAGUGAAGGAGGAUUAGAUUCGGAUAAAAUAAAAACACUGGUGCUCCCUCUAGGACUCGAACCUACGCCCUUCUGAUUAGUAUAUGCAGCUCAAGUGCUCUAUCACUGAAAUAUGAUAGAUAUGUAGCAAGCUAUGGUAUUUAACUAGGUCCAUGGUGACAAACUUCAUGCAUACAGCUAGAAUAGGGAUGUCGAUAUGUGAUGCCUAUGCACAAUAAUGAUGUUAAUGAAGAUGGUAAGUGAUAAGCUUGGUGAUUUAAGUGAAAGAAGAGUGUUUUCAGUUAGUAACAUGCUCGGAGAAAAAAAAACCGGAUGCUUCCAAUAGGAGUCGAACUUACCUUCAAAUCAGUGCCCUGGACGCUCUAUCAAUGAGCUUGAGGAGACCUAUGGCAAGUAAGGCCAUUAAACUAGUCCAUGCUGAGAAACUUCUUGUGUACUUGGAAGAUAGGGAUGUUGAUAUCUAAUGCUUACAUGCAAUGAUGAUGUAAAUGAAGACAGUAAAUCAUGAGCGUGGUAGUUAAGGUGAAGGAGGAUGUUCUUCAGUUAAAGAAGAAACUACUUUUAAAACAUUUCUGCUGAAAAUCAUAAUAUUCAGUUGGACCUGAAAUGACCAGUUUAGUUUAAAACAAUAUACACGGCUGUAUCUUGCAUAAAAACAAUUUGUUUAAAACUUCAAAAAAAUGAAGUCGGUCAUUUUCUAACUUCCUAUUCCAUUUUAAAAUUCUGAAUCCGUGGGCAGUUGAAACUGACUUGAUGGGGAACAACUCUUGAGGAAUGGGACUUGUUUUUGCAGACAUCUUGGUGCAAUGAUUACCAACAGCACACAGUUCAAUUGUUCUAUGAGCUCAUUAAUUCCGCUGACGGAGCCUCUUCAAAAAGUUCAGAUCCCUGUCUUCAGUUCAGCUUAAACCAAAUACAAGGAACGUCACUUUUCUUGCUCAGCUUUCCAUCGAGAAGUCUGCAUAACUGCACCGACCGACCUACUGCACCAAAUGAGGUUUGAGAUUAUCAUAUAUUCUGUGGCAAUGUUUUCUAUGGCUCUCAGGUCAAUCUUUUGCAGAUAGCAUGAAGUUAUUUUGUAAAUAGAAAAUGCAAAUAUUUCUUCUUAUUCUAAUGCCGUUUGUCACCGUCAAACGUCUUGCUUAUUUUAAAAGUUCUUAGACAUAUUCAUUAUUUCAAAGAAAGGUCAACUUCUUCAGCUUGAUUUAGUUCUGUGAGUGCUUGUGGUUUUCAAUUCAAAAACUUGUCUAACUUGUUGGAACUGUGUAAACAUUACGUAAGGCAGCUAUCAAACGUAACAAAAGACACACGUUUAAACAAGGAAAAUUUUGUAACCACCAAUUCGUUUCUUUCCAAACAUUUUAGGACUGUUUCUGUGAGGAGUCUUGCAGGGUCUGCUCAACCAAUGCUGUGUCCGUUUGUCAGGUCAGUCUCUCCACGUAAAAGGACAGUCUUCAAUGAACAGACUUACAAGCCCGUUUCCCAGGCUUUUGAUCUACAAAAAGGCAAACAAAGGCCUAUAAAAGGAGCAAAGUUUUUUGCAUCUAUUCUCUAAAGUGCUCUUAUCAUUAAUGAAAGGUUUUCCAUUAUUUUUCUUUGUCUUCUAGUGUCCUUGCUCUUGUCACAUGUCAUAUGACGAGUGUGAAAAUUCUGUAACAAGUCUGUGGACAUCAUCGCCUUGCCCGGGUAAGGAUGAUUGUAGGUAGUGUUCGUUUAUCAAACAGCUGUUUCCAUAUAUAUGUAGUGUGAUAUAAGAUUCUGGAAGCAACAGUUUAUACAAUAAAUAAGGAGCUCCUUUGGCCUCACAUCUGCAGAAACAACAUUAAACAGCUCGCUACACUACACUGAGGACCAAAAAUAUGGAAUGCUCCCACUGUAUCGUCCUCUAAAGGAGAUUUUCUUGUUUUUCUCAAUUAUUAACAAGAACACAAAAAAUUGCAACAGACUAAACCAAUGACAACUACAACACCAAAAAAAAAAACAACAACAAAACGAACAAUCUAAAAAACGAAUAAAGGAGGUAAGUUUCUAAAGAAACUGUGGUGCUGCGUCGGUGGGAGAGUAUAACAGGUAAUUUAGUGUUAACAACUGGGUUGAAAAUGUAAAAUGGCCACCGUAAAGGGUAAAAAAGCUGAUGUUUCGAGCGUUAGCCCCAUCGCUCUGACAAAGGGCUAACGCUCGAAACGUCAACUUUUUACCCUUUACGGUGGCAAAUUUACGUUUUCAAUUCAGUUGUUAACACUAAAUUACCUAAUCUAAAAAACGAACAGUCAGAAUUUAAUUGUCAUGCUCAUCAGUAUCACCGCCUUAUUCUAUUUAUAUUUCAAUAAGCUCGAGACAAGUCAAAACAAGUUCUAUGAAAACUGAACAUCCUGGAAUAUUCUAGAGUAUUCUAGAAUAUUACUUAACAAAUUCAUCAUAGGCAAGCCCUGCUUCGUUCCUUAGUGCAAGCUGUGCCAAGCUUCAGUCAUUCGGAAUUACAAAAUGUACAGUCUUGGUCCUGAAAUGAGGCAAAAAUGGUGCACCCAAGUAUGAUCAAGUAUCAUCUACUUCCCGACAACAGCAAAAUUAAAGAAAUGAGAGAUGGUGACGACGGUUGCAAGUACUGCGAGGAGUCAGGGAGCCCGACGAAUUGAUUCACAUCAUUUAUGGACUCUAUGACCAGAUAGAGCCGAUAAAGAAUAACAUCAUCAAGGACUAUCUGAGGUGAUUCAGGAAAUCUGUGGGAAUCCAAAUCAAUGAUUGAAGUUGAUAUAAGGAUUCAAAAUUUAGGCCGUAUUCCUUAGGUAUACUGGAGGGAUUAAUGAUAAGACAAAGAGAGGAUUUCAACAUCUUGGUAUGAGAACAAGAAUGAUUCUAGCAAUGAACAGAGUUUUAAACUCAAAGGACUGCGUAGCCCGUCCGUAGAUACUGGGGCCAGAGGGAGGAAGGGGUCCAAAGACGAGCAAACAGAGAACGAGAGCAAUGAGAAUACCUGGGUAUGUCUGCGAAAAGGAGAGCUCAACACAGAGACAGAGGCUCUCAUCAUUGCUUAAGACCUGGCAGUAGGAACAAACCACAAAAAGAAACAACAAGUGUAGAUUGGAUUCCAAGGAAAUGCCACGGGCAGAAUGUGUUAAACAGACAAAUUAAACAGGAAGCUAUAUUGCAAGUGAUUGCCUUCAACUGGCUCUGUUAGUACAGGAGGAUAUAGCGCGGCGGUACACUGGGACUAAUCAGGAAAGUGUGGUUUUCAGCAGAAAAGUGGAGGGAACGUUAUGAAAAUGUACACUGGAAAGAACUUAAAUUUAAGUUACUGUGGGAUUAUAGCAUCCAAACUGACCUGACCUGACCUGACCUGAGAACAGCAAGAAAACCAGAACUGGUGAUUCAAUUCUUUGUAGAGCCACUGGAAAACCAUUCAAAAGAUAGUGUUAUGAUAAAAAACAAUAAUUAAAAAAAUGAAUCAUAAACAUAAUAUUUUCACAUCAUUUCUUUGACAGUCCCAGUUCCCCCGCUGUUUGACACAGAUAAGGAAGACGUUGCUCUGAAGGAUGCACUAGCCUCUGUGCCCAGAUGUGCCCGAGAUUGUGUUCAAAUGUACGAGAAAAAAACCGAUAUGGUAGUAGUAUAACGUGGCAUUACGAUUUUUAGUCUUAGUUCAAUUAAUCUCAAGACAAUAGUGUACUUUGUUGAGAAAUUUUUACUGAAACUUUAAUUGAAAAAUGUCACAGUACUUCAAAUAUUUUUGCUCGUGAGCUAUUGAUCUAAACGCGUCACGUAAUCGAAUAUGCCACGCCAAGACUCGGGAAUGUCGGGUGACAUUCAUCAAGUUUCGAACCUCACCUACAUUACUGUGAAAAUGGGAGGGUGUUUGCGUGAAAAAUCAUCCCACACAGUAGACUAUUUUACGGUUUGCAGUCUGAAAACGAUUUUUCUCGCAAGUUGCAAAGAUGUUUGACAGGUAAUAAAACACAUGAGCUUCAAACGAUUUGGAGCGAUAUGCCUUUUUUUCCCUUCGAUUUAUUAAAGGUUUGUCUCUUUAGGGUUAUGUGGCGAGUAAAUGUUGAAAGCCUUGCCACUUUUCAUUCGAGCCAUAUCUUUGUUAAAGUAACUAUUUGAUAAUAUCUCUCAGAUCAUAAAGAUACAUGAACUCGAUCAUUUUUCUUUUUUAAUUUUUCGUUUGUAGAGCGAACAUAAGUGAAUGUGGAAACACUUUAGGCUGUCACUGGUGUUCAGAACAAGAGGUUCCAUUGUGCAGCUCAGAAUGUAGAACAAACCAAAGGUAACUGAACAUUUCAAAUCGAAGCCUGUGUUAAUUUUGAAAACCAAAAUAAUUCACUUUCUUCAAAUGUUAAAAACAGUUUUUUACUGAGGAACGUUGGAAUUUCUUUUCUUCUAAGAAAAAAGAUGACGAAUGUAGAGGAAACGAAAAACAAGGUUAUGACUACAACGGCUAAUUUUUUCCAUAAAACGUAUGGUAAUGGCAUACAAAACUAACGCGUUUUUUUUUUACAUCAUUUUUUUCAGUUUGUCGAUGUUUGUCCGUUUUCCUUGCCAAAACUUCAUGAGUUUACUGGUUGAUCAACAAAACACUAUAAAGUACUUAUUCAAGACAAAUUUACUGCGACUGGUAAGCAGUACCUCCCCACUUAACAUUGGUGUUUUACAGCUGCAGAAGGUAAGUCACCAGUUCAUUGCAUGGAUACUUAUACUGUGCUCAUGCGUUAUUUGGGACUACUUUUGUAGCCGAAACAACCAAAUUAUCUGUAAAUGUUUUUUAAAAAUCCCACAAACACCUGAAAACUUUCUAGUAGCCCUUAGUUUGACGCUGACUUUCCUAUCAGACUUGACAUGAAAAGAGUGUUUCGUCCUUUUUAAUUUUAACGCGUAAAUGUAUUUUAGACGACAUUGCUUAGAAAUGUAUAACUUGAAGGUAGUUUGGUAUACAUGGACAAAGCAGCAAAACGCAUGAACAAGACGGUGGUAUAAUUUACAUGCGCAAGUUCCCUUCAUUCUUCCGUGUAUUGCGCAUUGAGGUAACGGAGGUUACUUAUUUAUCAUGUUAAUAUAUGUCAAUUAGUCCCUCCCGCCCCUUGACUAUAGGUGGCAGUGGUGGGUAUCGAGGUGGUACAAUUACCUCAACUAUGAUUUUCGAAAAGCCCGAGCCAAGUUAGAGUAGACAAGAAAAAGAGCAAAGGAAAACUUAUUUGGCCAUAAGUUAGUAGUAAUCUUGCAUACUUCGUGUCUCAUACUUCUUCAAACCAGUGUGCUGCAGGUAGCGAAGUUAGUGUAUAGCUUUGUUAGUAAUGGAGCUGCUGAGUAUUGAAAUUAAGUUUUAUUCUAUCCACUUAGUUUUAUUUUUUGUUCGUUUUUUUUUGUUUGUUUGUUUUUUGUUUUUGUUUUGUUUGUCCUACCUUUUCUGCGUCUGGCAACUGCAAACCCCUCUGUGCCGCUGCCUUUUACUGAAACUUGAUUCAUUUACUAUUUCAGCCAAAACUCUUCUUCUUUGACAGGAUGGAAUCGUUGUUAAAUUACAAGCUACAACCUCAAAUAGUGAUUUGAAGACCAUCCAAGAAACUAUAGAACACUUGGUAAAUCAAGGUAAAGUUGUGCUUGGACCUGCUGCCGAUAUACGUGCAGUUUACACCGCAAGGAGUCCUAAGGAAUUUACAGAGUAAGUUUUUUAUGCCUUAAUAAUUGUAUAAAACUGCAUCUUAAGUUAAAAAAAGAGUUUCUUAUCUCCAUAGUCUUCAUGUUUUAUUUACCUUGGACCAAGCUCUACCACAGCCCUCACAAGAAAAGAGUAACAUUAAAGCCCAGUUGGAGUCCAUCCUCAGUAAACUUGUGGGAAGCUCACUAGUCAGUAGAAUUCGUCGCCUAUGCCUUAACAAGGUAAUGAAUUUUUUUUUUAACAGAAACACGUAUUAUUAUACUUUCAUUCUGCCAAUAAUGACGUGACUUAUAUAUAUAUAUAUAUAUAUAUACACACAUAUUGUAUGUCUGUAAAAAAAAGCUGUUUACAGUUACUGUACCAAUUAACUACGAUCUAUUUCUGUUUCGAUGUUGUUCAAUCUCUGCUAAUUAACUUUUGUUUCUACUUAAAAAUAUAUAUAUAUAUCAUCAAAGUAUAUCAUUUUCCCAUAAUCGGCUGAAUUUCAAACAGAUAUAACACUUUUUCUUUCUCUUCCUCUCUGUCUUAUCAUCUGUAACUGAACUUGUUUUCUAUUGACAGACAUCCAUUCGGUUUUCCUUGAGCAACGAGGGUGAAACUGUACUACAUCCGAUCAACGAAAUGAAAACGCGUCUUGAGCGCCUGGUUAAGCUGGGAAAAAUAUCUUUUGAAGUUCCACUUAUUACUGGAUCUGCUGUAAUGACUGAUGUUUCAGUUGUAAACAUUUCUUCUGGCGGUACUUUUGAUUUUUUGUGUCAUCCUUACACAUCAUCAACAUCUGCAAAGACGACAUCGCCACAAAGCACGCGCCAUGUUGAAAGCAGCACAAGUAAGUCUCAAUGAUUGUGAAUAUUUGUGAACCGCAGCCAGCUCCCAGUUGGGUUGUUAGCUCAGUUGGUAGAGCACUGCACCUGUAUCGCAGUGGUCACGGAUUCAAAUCCCGUGCAGGCCUGAAUUUUUUCAGACCUUAUUUUCACUGCCGCUUAGGUAGUGAUUAUUACUGCGAAGAUCGCUUUCAUAUUCACAAGUAAGAUUGUUAAAGCCAAUGUAUCUUCGUAAACUUUGGUAACCCGUCCAGCCGAAAAAACUAAGCUUGAUGUCAUGACUUCACACCCUCAGUCCUUACGUAUGUACAGGAAGGAAAAUAAUAUUGAGCAUGCGCAGCAACCAGCAUUAGAGGUGCAACUCAGACUAACAAACACAGGCAAGGACAAUAAUACUUUCCACUCGUUCAACUUUGAUCGAGGUAAAGAUAUGGGAGGUCCAAAUAAAAAAAAGUUUGAAAAAGAACAGUCGAAUCUUUGAAAAAUAUUUCACAUUUCUCACGACUUCAAUUUGGAGAUUACCACGGCCCAGAGAGUUUUCGAGGUCACCAUACCUCGAUUGAUUCUCAAAGCCAUGCGAGUUAUAGCUGCAAAUUGAAACCGAACUCGUUGACUUCAAGUGAGGCUUCUUGACAUUUUGAGAAUUCCACAACUUGGUAAAUUUUAUUUUCGAUCCAUGAUACGUCUUCAUAGGCUUGGCAACUUACAAUGGAAAUUACGAUGGAACCUUGCAAUCUGUAACGUUUGUCAAACAGUUCAUCUCUGUACUAUAUAUGUAGUCUAAAUUCCUCUAAAAACGUUAUAACGCCAUUGUACAACAGAAACUAAAAUGAACAAAAUGAUUUUUUCUAGUGUUAAGCGGAACCGUCUCUCCCUCCGACAAGAACGAUGUUCGCGAACAAGGCCUCACUCCUGUGGAGAUAGGAAUCGUCGUCGGGGUUUCUGCGCUUGCGGUGUCCGCUUUACACUGUAUUUUGUUUGCGCUGUGCAAGAAGGGACGACGGGAAAAGAAAAAGAAAACAGUGUCCCCAGAAGGAAAUUUUGAGGAUGAGUUACCGUCAGAACUUUCAGAUCUGUCAGAAAUGGAUACUGAUACGCAUAUUGCUCUAAGUAAUAUCAACACUACUUAUGAACCAACAAGAAUUCAUCUGUCGCCAAGAGAGGCCUGGGCUAGAGCAAGAGAACUAACAAUUCAAGCGCCACAACAAGUUCCAAAAGGGGCGUGGUUUUAAAACGUACAUUAAAAAGUAAUUUUAGAGUUGUUUUAGCUAGUCACGAUGAUAUAGUACGAUAAUGUCAUGAUGUAAUAUUUCUUGGAACCACAUCAGAAAGAAUCGAGAAUCCCGGGUGGGUGAUAUGAUCAAUUUUUGCUGUGUAUUAGCCGCUGGCCUCUCAGAACCCCUAUCCCAUUAUAGUCUGCUUUGUGGCCAUUUAUUAACCCCAUCUAAGUCACUUUUAGACAAAUGUAACAACUUUGUAACUGCGAAUCUUCCCAUUGUAAAAUCCCUACAUACCAGAAUGUUCUUAUCCCGAAAAUACCGUAAAUGUGCUACACCAUUCUAGUAACUUCAUUGAAAA